AUGCAUGGCUUGCGCGAGGAGGCAAUCGCAGUGGUUUGAAUCUGCUCAUUAAAGUCUCAUUUAUUUCUCCUCCCAUUUUCCCCAUGUUUCCUAGGUCACUGAAAAUUGCAGCAAUAGUAAUGCAUUGUAAGGCGUUGGAAGCGGAGAUACGGUGCGCAAGCAAGUGAGAGUCUAGCUGAGAAGCAUGGAGGUUGAGCGGGCUCUGAAGGAAUCAAGAGAAGCAUUUGAGAGCGGGGUAACAAGGAGUUAUUCAUGGAGGAUGUCUCAGCUCAGGGCUCUGAAGGCUAUUCUCAUCGAGAAAGAGGCCGACAUCUUCGAGGCUCUUAAGCUUGAUCUUGGCAAACAUCGGAUCGAAGCAUAUAGAGAUGAGGUAGGAUUGAUGAUCAAAUCUGUGGACAAUGCGCUUCGAAAUCUCAAAAAAUGGAUGGCGCCCAAAAAGGUUGAUUUGCCGCUCUUAUACUUUCCAGCCGCCGGAGAGAUUGUGGCAGAGCCGCUCGGUGUAGUUCUUAUUUUCUCUACGUGGAACUUCCCCAUAGGAUUGUCGUUUGAGCCACUGAUUGGAGCUAUAUCAGCUGGAAAUGUUGUAGUCAUGAAACCCUCAGAGCUUGCUUCUGCUUCCUCCAACUUUCUGGCAACCAACCUGCCCAAAUAUUUGGAUAAUUCCGUGAAGGUUAUAGAAGGUGGUCCUCACAUUGGAGAACAACUCUUGAAACACAAAUGGGAUAAGAUCUUCUUCACUGGGAGCUCAAGAGUUGGAAGGAUUGUUAUGACUGCUGCUGCUAAGCAUUUGACUCCAGUCUCACUUGAGCUUGGAGGAAAAUGCCCUGCCAUUAUAGAUACACUCUCAAGAGCAAGAGAUAUAGAGGUGACCAUAAACAGAGUUGCUGGAGCAAAGUGGGGUCUUUGCGGUGGCCAGGCAUGCAUAGCAAUUGAUUAUUUGCUUGUGGAAGAGAAAUUUGCACCCCUUCUGGUUGACCGGCUUAAGGCAAAGAUCAAGAAAUUGUACAAUGAUCCUGAGAACACUGCAAGGAUUGUUCACGGGCAACAUUUUCAAAGACUAAGGGACAUUCUCAAUGACCCUGCUGUUGCUGCCUCUGUUGUGUAUGGUGGUUCAUCAAACGCUGAAGGCCUGUUAAUUGAGCCGACAAUUCUGCUAGACCCCCCUUUAGAUUCUGAGAUCAUGAGAGAGGAGAUUUUCGGGCCAAUGCUUCCUAUAAUCACACUAAAGAAGAUUGAAGAUAGCAUUGAAUUUUUGAAAGCGAGACCACAGCCUCUGGUCAUUUAUGCUUUUACAGUUGAUGAAAGGCUGAAGAGGAGGAUCGUUGAAGAAACGUCAUCAGGCGGCAUCACUUUUAAUGAUGCAAUGAUACAAUUUGCAGCAGACUCACUACCCUUUGGGGGUAUCGGCGAAAGCGGCCUCGGAAAAUACCACGGAAAGUACUCCUUCGACCAAUUCAGCCAUGGAAAAGCCAUAUUGAGAAGAAGCUUUCUCAUAGAAUUUUCGUUUAGAUAUCCUCCUUGGAGUGAGUGGAAGCUCAAGUUAAUCAGAUAUGCUUUUAGAUUUUACUAUAUUGGUAUCCUGCUAAUGUUUCUUGGACUGGAGAGAUGAGAGAUGAGGGGCAGUGGAAUAGAAUUCAUAUCUGUCACCUUUUUAUGCAGCCAAGUUAGGAGUUAUGUUGGUGAAAGAUGAAGUCUUCUUUAUUGUUGUUUUAUGCAGAUUUGUUGGUGGUUUUGUAUGUAGUUAAAUCUGGAUUUAUGAGGGGGAACAGUGAAGUCUGUUACUAGCUUCAAUUUGUUGUCUUACAAGUAUUGCUGAAGUGAUAAAUAAGACGGAGACUUGUAUAAUUUAUCAAAUAUUUAUGAGUGUGAUUAAAAAAA
Messenger RNA from Phalaenopsis equestris, 1878 nucleotides. RefSeq names its product aldehyde dehydrogenase family 3 member F1-like. Gene Ontology annotation, biological process: aldehyde metabolic process. The record is from RefSeq and is a predicted model, not a curated record. Gene Ontology annotation, molecular function: aldehyde dehydrogenase (NAD+) activity. Lineage: Eukaryota; Viridiplantae; Streptophyta; Magnoliopsida; Asparagales; Orchidaceae. Gene Ontology annotation, cellular component: cytoplasm.